Messenger RNA from Centruroides sculpturatus (bark scorpion), 544 nucleotides. RefSeq names its product HIG1 domain family member 1A, mitochondrial-like. Gene Ontology annotation, biological process: mitochondrial respirasome assembly. The coding region runs from base 161 to 460 and encodes 99 amino acids. Lineage: Eukaryota; Metazoa; Arthropoda; Arachnida; Scorpiones; Buthidae. The record is from RefSeq and is a predicted model, not a curated record. The transcript has 3 exons. Gene Ontology annotation, cellular component: mitochondrion.
UCAUUAGUGAUGUAAUAUUAUUGCGUAAGUCGUGAUCUCAUAACGACGUCAGAAAUACGAUUUCGUCAUUCGUCGUGAAGAGAAAAUUAAUCUUUUUCGGCUCCGAAUCCAAACGGUGGAGAAGGUCGUUGAGUUUACCUUAAAAUAAAAGACCAGUAAUAUGAAAGACUCCCUGGAAGAUAUUUCGAGUUACAAUCAGGAAUCGGGAGGCCAAAAGUUAGCGAGAAAAACGAAGGAUGCACCUUUUAUGGUUAUAGGUCUGGCGGGAUGCACUCUAGCCUGUCUUUACGGCAUCUAUAACUACAGGAGACGGGGCAAAAUGACCACUUCCAUAUACCUAAUGCAACUCCGAGUGACUGCGCAGGGAACGGUGGUGGCCUGUCUCACCCUGGGUGCCCUCUAUUCCAUUUACCAAAAAUUACAAUCCAGGAACAGUGCACAAUUAAAGGAAAAUGAAUAGAAAUAUUGUAUAAAUAGUUAUUUAUUGGUGUUUAAAAGACUGUAUACAUUUCUAUUAUGGUAAAUAAAAUAAUUUUAGAAUAAA